AUAAAUUAUGCAAAAUUUCCCACUUUCCCUUUCUCACUAGGCCACCCUCUUUACCUCAUUAACUCAGCCAUUUUCACAAACACCAAAACUUCAUACAUCCCAUUCAACCCAAAAGAAACCCCACCUGUUCCCCAGGGGUUCACCGUCACCGUCGCCGCCGCUAACGCAAGAACCCCAAGUGGUGAUUUCCCUUUUAGUACCUGAUUAUGUCGUCACUCCUUGAUACUACACCACCUUCCACCCCAGGCAAGUUCAAAUCGGACAAAUCCUCCACGUACCUUCACCAUCACCAUCGUUCUCUCCGCUUGCAUUCCUCUCUCUCCAAGCUCACUUUCUACUCCUUCCUCUUCCUUAUUCUCUUUCUCUUCUUCUUUCUCCUCUCUCCUCCCUCGCCUUCCCCUCGCCACCAAGUCAAAACCGAUCCACCUGGGGGUCCUCUUUGGGAGAAAAAAGUCGUCAAAUCCGCGCGUCCCAAGGCACGCGCUGGCCUAACCGUUUUGGUUACUGGUGCUGCUGGCUUUGUGGGAACCCAUGUCUCCGUCGCGCUGAAACGUCGAGGAGAUGGCGUACUUGGUCUCGACAAUUUCAAUCACUACUACGAUAUCAGCCUCAAAAGAGCCAGGCAAAAGGUACUUGAACGAUCUGGGGUUUUUAUAGUGGAAGGGGAUAUCAAUGACAUGGCAUUAUUAAAGAAGCUUUUUGAUGUGGUGCUUUUUACCCAUGUAAUGCACCUAGCUGCUCAAGCUGGGGUGCGUUACGCAAUGCAAAAUCCCAAGUCUUAUGUUCAUAGCAACAUUGGCGGAUUUGUCAAUUUGCUUGAGGUUUGUAAAUCAGCGAACCCACAACCUGCGGUUGUGUGGGCGUCUUCGAGCUCUGUCUACGGGCUUAAUAGGAAGGUACCAUUUUCAGAGAAGGAUAGGACUGAUAAUCCUGCGAGUUUAUAUGCAGCAACUAAAAAGGCAGGAGAGGAAAUUGCCCAUACCUACAAUCAUAUUUAUGGUCUAUCCAUUACUGGGUUGCGUUUUUUCACGGUUUAUGGACCAUGGGGAAGGCCCGACAUGGCGUAUUUCUUUUUCACCAAGGAUAUUUUGAAGGGGAAGGAGAUUGGUCUCUUUGAGACAGCAGAUGGAAGGAGUGUAGCAAGGGAUUUCACCUACAUUGACGACAUUGUGAAAGGGUGUUUGGCGGCUUUGGAUACUGCAAAGAAGAGCACGGGGAGUGGAGGGAAGAAGAGGGGGCCAGCGCAAUUGAGAGUCUUUAAUUUGGGGAACACUUCGCCAGUACCUGUGAGUCGUCUUGUUGGCAUAUUGGAGAGUCUUUUGAAGGUGAAGGCUAAAAAGAAGGUAAUGCCAUUGCCUAGAAAUGGGGAUGUGGAGUUUACACACGCCAAUAUUAGUUUUGCACAGAGAGAGCUUGGAUAUAAGCCUACAACUGAUUUGGGAACGGGGCUUAAGAAGUUUGUGAGAUGGUACCUCAGUUAUUAUUCGGGGUCAAAGAAAAAGGGUUCCUGGUGAAUAAUAAACGACUUUUAUGUUUGCAAUAUCUAUUUUGGCACAUAUUUUGAAAUCUUUCUUCAUUUGAUUGUGAUACAGGAGGACUUUUUGUCUUGCAAUACGUUUGAUUUGCUGAUUGAUAAGCAUCUUAUUGCUGGGCAUAUCUAACUUGUAUCAAAAGUGGUUAUUUAUUUUUACUUCUCCUCAUAUAUUGCUUCA
Messenger RNA from Manihot esculenta (cassava), 1712 nucleotides. Its product is annotated as UDP-glucuronate 4-epimerase 5. The record is from RefSeq and is a predicted model, not a curated record. Lineage: Eukaryota; Viridiplantae; Streptophyta; Magnoliopsida; Malpighiales; Euphorbiaceae. Bases 207 to 1514 code for a protein of 435 amino acids. The transcript has a single exon.